This is a messenger RNA of Galendromus occidentalis (western predatory mite), 2532 nucleotides long. Its product is annotated as ribosome biogenesis protein bop1-A. The transcript has 6 exons. NCBI's taxonomy places the organism in Eukaryota, Metazoa, Arthropoda, Arachnida, Mesostigmata, Phytoseiidae. Gene Ontology annotation, biological process: ribosome biogenesis; maturation of LSU-rRNA from tricistronic rRNA transcript (SSU-rRNA, 5.8S rRNA, LSU-rRNA). Gene Ontology annotation, cellular component: PeBoW complex; preribosome, large subunit precursor. Gene Ontology annotation, molecular function: protein binding; ribonucleoprotein complex binding. The coding region runs from base 51 to 2486 and encodes 811 amino acids. The record is from RefSeq and is a predicted model, not a curated record.
CAGAGUAAACAUAGCCCCACGUGGGAGAUUCGAACACACAAUCGAAAAACAUGACGGGGGCUAAGAAAUCGGCCAAAAAGGCCCUUCAGCGGAGCAAAACCCCGGGAGAACUGGGCGGCAAGAGCAAGAACACGAGCGAGAAAAAAGCGAUCCAAGGCAAGAGUAAAAUCCAGAAAGCAGCUCCGAAGCCUCUGUUCGAAGAAGAUGACUCCGAUGCUUCUUCCGUGCUCGAAGACAGUGAGGAUCCUACGUCUUCCGAAGACGAUGGAGCUGGAGACGAAGCUGAUUCUUCCGAACUCGAGUUCGAGUCCGAUGCGGACUCCGGCAAAGAGGAAUUGGACCAGGGCGAUAUAAUCGAAGACAAAGAGAAAAACGAAGAAAACGGUGGACCUGAGGCAGAGAAACCGGAAGAGGAACUCGAAGACGAUGGAGUCUCUAUGACAUUCUGGAGAGCGGACGAGGAAGAUUUCAAUCUCAAGUCGAAGGUAGACCUGAAGAAGAACAAGAAGAAAGAGCCGCUAGAGAUGUCCCCGCAGGAUAGAGACGUCAAGCCCAACGGUAAGAGAAGCGCGUCGCCUCGGCCCUCGGCUUCGAAAGACGAAUAUGAAUUCGAUUCGUCCGACGAGGAAGAUCUCAGGAACACUAUCGGGAAUGUUCCGAUCGAGUGGUACGACAACUAUCCCCAUCUUGGUUACGACGUCAAUGGGAGACGUGUCUACAAACCGGUCCGAGAAGAUCAAUUAGACUAUUUCCUCAAAAAAAUGGACGACCCGACAUUCUGGCGCACCGUCAAGGAUCGCAUGACGGGUCAGAACGUCGUUCUAUCCGAAGCCGAUAUGGAUCUGAUAAAUCGGUUGGAGAAGGGCAAGAAUCCCGACCCGAAUAUGGAAUCGUAUCCAAAAUUCGAGGACCUUUACUCGCACGAAGUGAUGAUCCAUCCACUGACGGCGAGACCGGAGGCGAAGAGGAGCUUCAUUCCAUCACUGCACGAGAAAGCUCUGGUCGGUCGCAUGGUCCAUCUCAUAAAGAGCGGAGUUUAUGCCAAAUGUUGGAAACCCAAGAAAGAAGAAGGACCGAGGUAUUACAAUCUCUGGACCGAGGAUGAGGAUCCCUCUCUGAUCAGGAGACUGCGGUCUUUCAUUCCGGCCCCGAAAAUGAAACUGCCGGGUCACGAGGAAUCAUACAAUCCCCCCGAGGAAUAUCUCUUCACCCCCGAAGAAGAAGCCGAGUGGCAUAAUCAGGAUCCCGAAGAACGGAAACUGAACUUCAUACCGAGGAAAUAUUCGUCCCUCCGGCAAGUUCCCGGAUACUCUGGAUUCGUACAGGAGCGUUUCGAACGCUGUUUGGAUCUCUACCUCUGUCCUCGUCAGAGGAAGAUGCGCAUGAACGUCAACCCCGACGACCUCAUUCCCGAGUUGCCGAAACCGAAAGACCUCCAUCCGUUCCCGGCUUUCUGCUCUGUCGUGUACAAGGGACAUACCGACCACGUUCGUUCGGUCUCGAUGGAGAACCUCGGUCAGUUCUUCGCCUCGGGCUCAGACGACUGCUCCGUCAGGAUAUGGGAGACGUUGACUGGUCGGUGCUUCAACACGAUCCAAUUCGAGGCUCCGGUCAAAUGGGUGCAGUGGUGCCCCAACCCUGCGAUCGCACUUCUCGCCGUCGCUUCCGGUCCGUACGUUCAUUUCGUCAAUCCGGGCGUCGGUGACAAAGUCGUUCUGACCAACACCGACGUCAUCCUCGAGUCCCUGCCGGAAAGCGAGGGCAGUGCGAAGGGGUCCGGAGAGUGGUCUGUCGUCACCGAUGAGGAUCUGCGAAAACAGGGUCACAGACUGAGAGUUCAUCAUAAGUUCGACGUUGCCCAGGUCUCGUGGCACGCGAAGGGAGACUACCUUGCGGUUCUCUACGGCAGCGCUUCCACAACUUCGCUUAUAAUCCAUCAGCUCUCGCUCCGUCGAAGUCAGAAUCCGUUCAGCAAAUUCAACAGUGUCAUCUCGCGCGUGAUCUUCCAUCCGACGCGACCUCAUCUCUUCGUUGCAACUCAGACUGUCGUUCGAGUUUACAAUCUCGUCAAGCAGGAAUUGCAGAAGAAACUCCUCACCAAUUGCAAAUAUGUAUCUAGUAUCGCCGUGCAUCCCAAAGGGGAUAAUGUCAUCGCCGGAAGUUUUGAGGCCCGGUUAUCGUGGUUCGACAUGGAUUUGUCCACGAAACCAUACAAAGCGAUGAAGUACCACGAUUCGGCAAUCCGAGCAGUGACGUUCCAUCGCAAAUAUCCGCUCUUCGCUUCAGCAUCUGACGAUGGCACAGUGAUCGUUGCUCAUGGAAUGGUCUACAGCGAUCUUCUCCAAAAUCCUCUGAUAGUGCCCGUGAAAGUUCUACGAGGGCAUCGACGCACUAAUGAUCUAGGCGUUCUCGACUGUACCUUCCAUCCCACCCAGCCAUGGAUCGUUAGCGCGGGCGCCGACGCUACGUUAAGGCUGUACACUUGAGACUGAAAUGUUGACAUUGAUCAUGAACAAAGUUUCGAUGGCCGAA